Aegilops tauschii subsp. strangulata is the source of this 798-nucleotide messenger RNA. RefSeq lists its product as uncharacterized. Gene Ontology annotation, molecular function: single-stranded DNA binding; 5'-tyrosyl-DNA phosphodiesterase activity. Gene Ontology annotation, cellular component: cytoplasm; PML body. The record is from RefSeq and is a predicted model, not a curated record. Gene Ontology annotation, biological process: double-strand break repair. Lineage: Eukaryota; Viridiplantae; Streptophyta; Magnoliopsida; Poales; Poaceae.
AUGUCCGCCUCAGAUGUGAAGAUCAAGUUCCUGGCCUACAACUUGUGGUCCAAUGAGCACGUCGCCGUGUAUCGAAGGAUGCACUCCAUUUCUGAUCUCAUAGCAAGCAAUGACCCGGACGUCAUCUUCUUGCAGCUGACCAAGCUCCAUGCAGGGGACGAUCGAUGUGACAUCAUGCCAGAGCCAUGGCUGCGGCCACCAGGAGAUCCAGCGGGUUUGUUAUCGGCGUUCCUUGACUGGAAGCGCCCCACAGACACCGACAGAGACGCCGUCAAGGACCGCAAAAAAAAGAACCGCCGCCUGCACCCGAUGUGCUGCGACUGCGAGCACAGGCUGCACGCGGCGACGUGCCGCUUCCCCGGGCCCACUCAGUCGGACAUUCGGUCCGUCGACAGAAUCGGCAGAGCCCACGAGUACUUCCGGCACUUCGCGAACUGCUCCGAUCACAACGCGGUGCUCGCUGGCGACAUGAGCUUGGACGACGACCUCGACGGCCCCUUCCCCAUCCCCGCGGGGUCGGGGUGGGUGGACGCCUGGUGCGAGCUGCGGGCCAGCGACGUGGCCGGAUGGACGUACGACUCGGUGGCGAACCCGAUGCUCCGGGGGUUCAAGCCGGGGCUGACGAGGCCGGACAGGUUCCUCUGCAAGCUCAGGGACUUCGACCUGUACAGCAUCGAGAUGGUCGGCACAGAGGCCAUUCGAGGCGUUACCUACUACGACGACAAUGGGGACUUGCUGCCGGUUCUUCCCAGCCAUCCCUUCGGCCUGCUGCUUACCAUCUCGUCCAAGCAGGCUUAG